Messenger RNA from Candidula unifasciata, 715 nucleotides. Lineage: Eukaryota; Metazoa; Mollusca; Gastropoda; Stylommatophora; Geomitridae. The record is from the annotation of a GenBank genome assembly.
CUUUUCAAACUUCAAGCCACCCAUGUCAAUACUGUGGCAGAAACGACUAUGCCUGACCUUCAAAGUGUUUGCUACAGCCAUGAAACUGUUUAACGUGACCUACUUCCUGACAGAGGGCAGCAUGCUCGGGGUCUACAGGCACCAUGGCUAUAUCCCUUGGGAUGACGAUAUGGACAUCUGCAUGAAUGGGACCGACUGGCUAAAGGUGAAACAGAUACUCCAUUGCAUUCCAGACUUUGAUGUGGAUACAAGAAGUUACAUGAUGUACAAGUUUUUCUGGCAACAAUCUGAGCCAAUGAGAAACGAUGACUUAGUUCAUGUUCCCUACAUUGAUAUUUUCUUUUUCACGGAGGACGCCGAAUACAUUUGGGCACUCUCUAGAAUUAAAAAGCACAGACUUGUUUUCAAAAAGGCAGACAUUUUCCCACUGACUUCCCGGCCGUUUGAAGACCAAAUGGUCAGUGUUCCAAGGAGGUUUGAACAUCUUUGUACAACAAUGUAUGACCCAACUGUAUGUGUUAGCAGAGACUAUGACCAUUUGAGCGGCAGGCCUUUGAUUCCAUUUUACGAAUACGAGUACAAACCGUGUAAUAUUUUCCGGAAGUAUUAUCCAUUUGUAGAGCGUCAGGAAGUUGUCACCGAAGGAAAGCUAGCCACAGUCGAAGUGAAGAAGCUAGGAAAGAAAGUUUUGAGUAAUUUUACUGUGUUCCAUUAG